UCCGGGCCGCCCCCUUCCCCCCGCCUGCCUGUCUUCCCGGUCUUCGACCUGGGCUACUUCGUGGUCUCCAUCCUCUACCUCAAGUACGAGAGAGGUGCUGUGGAGCUCUCUCGCAACAGCCCCAUUGCCUCCUGGGUCUGUGCCAUGCUGUACUGCUUCGGCAGCUACAUCCUGGCAGAUCUUCUCCUGGGGGAAGCCCCCAUCGACUACUUCAGCAACAACACCAGCGUGCUGCUGGCCACAGCUGUCUGGUACCUGAUCUUCUACUGUCCCUUGAACCUCUUCUACAAGUGUGUCAGCUUCCUCCCCAUCAAGCUCAUUUUCGUGGCCAUGAAGGAGGUGGUCCGGGUUCGCAAGAUUGCCGCUGGGGUCCACCAUGCCCACCACCAUUACCAUAAUGGGUGGUUCAUCAUGGUCAUUGUUGGCUUUGUCAAAGGUUCCGGGGUGGCCUUAAUGUCCAACUUUGAGCAGCUGCUAAGAGGCGUCUGGAAGCCCGACACCAAUGAGCUUCUUCACAUGACAUUUCCGUCCAAAGCCAGCCUCUACGGGGCGCUGCUCUUCACCCUUCAGCAAGCUCAAUGGCUGCCUAUCUCGAAAGCCACCCUCAUCUUCUUCUUCACACUCUUCAUGAUGGUCUGCAAGGUAUUCAUGACGGCCACGCACUCCCACGGCUCGCCUUUUGCCCUCUUCGAAGGCGCCACGUGCUCCGUCCUCUUCGGCUCCGCCACCAGUGGAGGCCACGAGGACCACCCCCACGAUCAUCACCACCACCACCACCCGGAGACGGCCCCUCCCUCGCCGCCUCUCCUGCCCGCCAAGUCCCGGGAGGAGCUCAACGAAGGCACCAGGAAACGGAAAGCCAAGAAAGCCGAAUGAGCGUGAAGAAAUCUGAGGAUCUGGCCGGGAAAACAAGAAGUCAACAAUGAAAC
Pogona vitticeps (central bearded dragon) is the source of this 929-nucleotide messenger RNA. RefSeq names its product transmembrane protein 38A (gene TMEM38A). Gene Ontology annotation, cellular component: membrane. The record is from RefSeq and is a predicted model, not a curated record. Gene Ontology annotation, biological process: potassium ion transmembrane transport. Gene Ontology annotation, molecular function: identical protein binding; potassium channel activity. Lineage: Eukaryota; Metazoa; Chordata; Lepidosauria; Squamata; Agamidae.